CUACACUGCCAAUGAUUCAAACAAUAAGAACAAAACUAUGAAUUUAUAUAUAUUCAAAAUGUGUUCUUAUCUUACCACAAUCUUAAAUUAAAUAAAUAGGAGGAACACUGGAUUCCAAUUUUAAGAUCCCAUUCGGCGUCCCACAAGAAGACAAUUUCUCAACUGUUGUCCAUUUCCUUCCACCCUCCUUAAUUAUAGUGUAAGAAGAAGUUCAAGUUCAAAAACUAUAUGAGAAUACCACAAACCCUCGGACUACAGCACCAGGCGAGUAAGCAGAAUGCGCAGUCCACGCAUCCUAGUAGUGCCUUAUCCAGUACAAGGCCAUGUGAUUCCUCUUAUGGAGCUCUCUAAAUGCUUAGCCAAGCAUGGCCUCAGAAUCACAUUUGUGAACACAGAAUAUAAUCAUCAGCUGAUCAAGAAUGCCUCAGAGGGCAAUAAUAUAGGGGAUGAUAUUCAUGUAGUUUCAGUCUCAGAUGGAAUCCAUUUUUCAGAGGAUAAGAAUAAGCCUGGGAAGUCAUCUGAAGCAAUCUUGAGGGUUAUGCCUGGCAAAGUAGAGGAGCUCAUUGAAGAAAUUAAUGCAUCAGGCAGUGAUAAGAUCGGCUGUAUCCUCGCUGAUCAGAGUUUCGGAUGGGCCUUGGAAAUUGCAGAAAAGAAGGGAAUUCGGCGAGCUGCCUUUUGUCCUGCAGCAGCUGCUCAAUUGGUCCUGGGAUUCAGCAUUCCAAAGCUGAUAGAAGAUGGAAUCAUAGAUGACCAUGGGACCCCAACAAAACAGCAGAUAAUUCAGAUUUCACCAACGAUGCCAGCCGUUAACACUGCCAACUUUGUGUGGGCCUGCCUUGGCAACAAGGAAGCACAGAAGAAUAUUUUUGGAUUGAUGGUUAGGAACAACAAAUCAGUAAAGUUGACAGACUGGCUGCUCUGCAACUCAACUUAUGACCUUGAGCCUGGAGCUUUUAACUUGGCUCCGCAGUUACUUCCUAUAGGCCCACUUUUAGCAAGCAACAGACAGGCAGAUUCAGUAGGAAAUUUCUGGCCAGAGGACACAACUUGUCUUGCAUGGCUUGAUCAGCAGCCACCGGAAUCUGUCAUCUAUGUUGCAUUUGGAAGUUUGGCCGUUCUUCAUCAAACCCAGUUUCAAGAAUUGGCUUUAGGAUUGGAACUUUGCAACAGACCAUUUCUGUGGGUGAUAAGGUCAGAUAUAAGGAAGGGGACAACCGAUGCCUUCCUCAAAGAAUUUCAAGACAGAGUAGGCACAAGGGGCAAGGUGGUUGAUUGGGCACCUCAACAGAAAGUUCUGGCUCAUCCAUCUGUUGCUUGUUUUGUGAGUCACUGUGGCUGGAACUCUACCAUAGAAGGUGUGAGCAAUGGGAUCCUUUUCUUGUGUUGGCCUUGCUUUGCUGACCAGUUCUUAAACCAGAGCUACAUUUGUGAUAUUUGGAAGAUUGGAUUAGGAUUUGAGAGAGAUGAAAAUGGGAGGAUUAUGCGAGGAGAAUUCAAGAAUAAGGUGGAGCAACUACUGAGUAAUGGGGAAUUUAAAGCAAGAGCUUUGGAACUCAAGGAAAUGGUCAUUAACAGUGCCAAAGAAACUGGUAGCUCUUACCAAAAUUUCAAGAAAUUUGUUGAAUGGCUGAAAGAGUAGCUAGUUUCUCCAGCCAUCCCUCAGAUACAUUGCCUUUUUUCCUGUGCUCAUAUCAUUAUUCUGCAUAAAUAAAGAAUUGGUAUUGAGAUUGAGAAAAAGAGCAAAAUUUCCACUUUGUUAUAUUUUUCAAUAAGUAUCAAAAUUUAUCAUACCAAUUAAGAAAUUCUAAUUGAUGUCAUCAUUAUAU
Molecule: messenger RNA, 1826 nt
Organism: Manihot esculenta (cassava)
Lineage: Eukaryota; Viridiplantae; Streptophyta; Magnoliopsida; Malpighiales; Euphorbiaceae
Product: UDP-glycosyltransferase 83A1
Exons: 2
Coding region: 278-1639 (453 amino acids)
Molecular function (GO): UDP-glycosyltransferase activity
Source: RefSeq, a predicted model, not a curated record